This is a messenger RNA of Parnassius apollo (apollo), 702 nucleotides long. The record is from the annotation of a GenBank genome assembly. Lineage: Eukaryota; Metazoa; Arthropoda; Insecta; Lepidoptera; Papilionidae.
AUGUGCUCAGCAUUAAACUUUUGCACUGAGGAAGGUACAGUUGUAGAAAUCUUUCUAGAAGGACCCAGCUGCCAUUUAUCAAUGCCGUACUUUUGGAGCAAGGUUCGAGCAAUGCUACGCCGAAAUUCUACUGUCUACAUCAUUGCGCAUUUGCCAGAAAAUUAUGGGGAUAUACCACUUCUUGCCUCUAAUUGCAAUCCUGGCCACAACAGAAAUAUGGUGUACCAGGACAUAUCAAUAGCACAAAAACCUUUUGUUUGGAGAACUCUUCAGGAACAUAAUGAUACAAAUAACUUGAUAACUUGCAGAAACUCUGUACAGGGAAAGUCAAUCAUUGUAGAUGACAGAGGUUACGUAUGUAGGCGGAAGGAUCUAUUUAAAACUGGCUGUUGCAAUACAGAAGCUGAGGAUACAACUAGAUACAGCUGUGAAACUUGUAAAGAUAACAAUUGUUGUAUUAUUUACGAAUACUGUGUCUCAUGUUGCUUAGAUCCUAGCAAGAGAGACAUGCUGGAAUUAGUUUUGUCGAAACUUUCUGCAGAAGAGAAUGUGUUAUUUCGCUCAUUAACCGACGACUAUGAGCUGUGCCUGGCUAAAUGCCGCACUAGUUCGCACAGUGUGUUGCAUGAGAACUCAUACAGAGAUCCGGCGCACAAACAUUGUUUUGGUGACGAACCGCCGGGAACUAGGACACCUGAUUAG